ACAUUAGAGCACAUGGUGUUAGAGCAGUGCUCGGUGUAGAUCCGGAGCGCCGCUGAUCACAUGUGGAGGUUCAGCACUUAAUGAUACAGGAUUUAUAUUAUAUACAGGAACAUGUCGCAGCUCCAGGCGAGAUUCUUCACCGAAUAUAAAAAAUUCGCUAUAGAUGAUGUUCCUUUCUCCAUCCCUGCUGCUUCUGAAGUGACAGAUCUCAGCAAUGUUAUCAACAAGCUGCUGGAAUUCAAGAUCGCGGAUCACAAACAUGUGGAGUUUGACUUUCUGGUGCGGGGGCAGUUCCUCCGUACCUCUUUGGCCAAUCACAUGGAGACAGAGAACAUCUCCACGGAAGAAGUUGUGGAGAUCGAGUAUGUGCAGAAGUUCACAGCUCCACAGCCAGAGGAGUGUAUAAUGCAUGAUGACUGGAUCAGCUCAGUGGAAGCAGACUCAGAGUGGAUCCUUACAGGUUCAUAUGAUAAGACGGCACGGAUCUGGUCUCUGGAAGGGAAGGCGGUGAUGACUGUGGCUGGACACACAGACGUUGUGAAGGAUGUAGCCUGGGUGAAAAGAGAUGGGCUGAGCUCACUGCUGCUGACCGCUUCACUGGACCAGACUGUGCUGCUGUGGGAGUGGAACUCAGAACGGAACAAAGUGAAGGCCCGACACUGUUGCCGGGGACACGCGGGGAGCGUGGACACCAUCGCUGUGGACCCCACCCGGACAAAGUUUUGCAGUGGCUCUUGGGACAAAAUGUUAAAGAUCUGGUCAGCAGUUCCCACAGAAGAAGAAGAUGAAGUGGAGGAGCCCAACAGGCCUCGGAAAAAACAGAAGACUGAACAGAUGGGACUGACGCGGACUCCUUUAAUGACUCUAUCAGGCCACGGUGAAGCUGUCUCCUCUGUUCUCUGGACGGAUGCUGAGGAGCUGUGCAGUGCCUCAUGGGACCACACCAUUCGGCUGUGGGAUGCUGAGACGGGUGGGCAGAAGAGCAUGCUGACGGGCAGUAAGGUGUUUAACUGCAUCUCGUACUCACCGCUGUGCCGCCGUCUGGCCUCAGGAAGCACAGACAGACACGUGCGCCUUUGGGAUCCUCGCUCUAAAGAUGGAUCUCUGGUUCUGUUAUCUCUGACGUCUCACACUGGCUGGGUAACGGCGGUCAGAUGGUCUCUCUCCAACAACCAUCAGCUGGUCUCCGGCUCUUUUGACAACAUGGUGAAACUGUGGGACGUCAGGAGCUGUAAGGCUCCUCUCUAUGAUCUGGCAGCUCACGAGGACAGAGUGAUGUGUGCUGAUUGGACAGAAAGUGGGUUAAUCCUAAGUGGAGGGGCGGACAACAAGCUGUACACAUACAAGUAUGGGACAUGUGUCUCUGAUGCUGGGGCGUGAUCCCCUGCCUGCAUUACCCAGCAUACACCUGGACACAUCAACCCACAGUGCAUUUGCAUCAUGGAAAAGCAGAUACUACAUCUUGACUCACCGUUCCAGUGCACACACCAUGGCUAACAAGAUCUUGCAUCUUCAGAGCAGGACUGAAUAAAGAGAAUCACUCUGUAGUGGAUUAAAACCAUGUUUUAUUAUUUUAUA
Messenger RNA from Astyanax mexicanus (Mexican tetra), 1578 nucleotides. RefSeq names its product WD repeat domain 12 (gene wdr12). The record is from RefSeq and is a predicted model, not a curated record. Lineage: Eukaryota; Metazoa; Chordata; Actinopteri; Characiformes; Acestrorhamphidae. Gene Ontology annotation, molecular function: protein binding. Gene Ontology annotation, cellular component: preribosome, large subunit precursor; PeBoW complex. The transcript is spliced from 13 exons. Gene Ontology annotation, biological process: ribosome biogenesis; maturation of LSU-rRNA from tricistronic rRNA transcript (SSU-rRNA, 5.8S rRNA, LSU-rRNA); maturation of 5.8S rRNA from tricistronic rRNA transcript (SSU-rRNA, 5.8S rRNA, LSU-rRNA). The coding region runs from base 112 to 1380 and encodes 422 amino acids.